Molecule: messenger RNA, 3995 nt
Organism: Coccinella septempunctata (seven-spotted ladybird)
Lineage: Eukaryota; Metazoa; Arthropoda; Insecta; Coleoptera; Coccinellidae
Gene: Vps8
Product: vacuolar protein sorting-associated protein 8 homolog
Exons: 12
Coding region: 360-3857 (1165 amino acids)
Biological process (GO): endosomal vesicle fusion; protein targeting to vacuole
Cellular component (GO): HOPS complex; late endosome
Molecular function (GO): protein binding
Source: RefSeq, a predicted model, not a curated record
AUGCGACAAUUUAUAACCAAUUUGUGUUGUCAAAAUAUAAUCAAAAUUACUAAAAAUUAGGGAGGCAAAAUAACAUGAAUGUUAGGUACAUGGAAUGAGAUUGUAUGGGAAAUGUUGGUGAAUUCGCUAAGAAACGACUUUUAAUUAGAAGUCUCAAGAGUUUAGUUUUGGAUGAACCAUCACGGAAUUUGUAGAAGAUGUCUCUGUUAAUAAUCCAAGUUGUUCAAGUUGAAUUGAAACAAUGAAAUUCUCCAGUUGUAAAAGACCAUGGAACCGUUAUUCUAGGUAUUGUUAAUGAAUUGAAAACUUCAAAUUUUCAUUCAGUUCAGGAAACUUGAUUUUCUUUAUAAUCCAACAAAAUGAGUACUGAUUGUGAAGUUGAGGACGCAGAUUCUGUGUUAGAUAUAAAUUUAAAGAUAAAUGAUUCAGAAUUUGAUAUCCCCCGAAUGGCUACACCCUCUUUAGAGAGUAUAUUAUGGGACAUGGAAUCUGAGGAAGGAAGUAUUGAUAAUGCCUCCCUUCAUUCAUUUCAAAGUAUUGAAACUAAGUCCCAUUCUGUACUUUCUUACUGCAUUUUACAAGGUAUCUCUUCUCAGAUUGUAUCAGCUGGGGAAAGAGUUUCAGCAGGUAUGCCCACUGUGAUCACUAACAGCUCCAAGUUUAUUGCUGUUGGAACAUCCCAUGGAUUUAUUUUGAAUUUCAAUCCUGAACAAAGCUUAUGUUGGUGUUGCCAUGAUUUAAGUACUUCUGAUCAAGGAGCAAUUUCAGCACUUGCAUUCAAUUUAGAUUCUACUAGGCUAUUAGCAGGAUAUGAGAGAGGUUAUAUACUGAUGAUAGAUGCUAGUAACGGAGAUGUAUUGAGACGAUUACCAGAUGCACAUGCACCUCAGUCAGCUGUACUUCACCUAAGGUUCACAUUUAUGAAUAACUUGGCAAUUUGUGGUGAUUCUUCAGGAUGUGUUUUUUCCUUGAACUUCAAUAGAAGACUUGGAGUAAGGUCUUGGGAUUCUAGGUGCUUGUUCUCAGGAGCUACUGGAGAAGUUUGUGUGUUUGAACCUUUAGUACAUGGCUAUGAUUUACAGUUUCUUAGCAAGAAUGUUUUAGUUGCUAUGGCAACAAUGUCAAAGGUCAUUGUAAUUUCUGUUCGCCCUCAAUUGAAAUGCUUAUUCAGUCAACCACUUCCAAAAAUUUCUACCUCAUUGCCACAGAUUUCUUGGCAACUUGUAUCAAUAGGAAAAAUGUAUCAACCAGUUUUGGCAUGGGGCAGAGGAAGUGAAUUGAAUUUUACUCGAUUAAUCAUACAAGGAUCAAAGAGUAUUAAACUGAUGUCUUUAAGAAACAUCCAGCUCCCUUAUUCGUCUAUUGCCAUUCAGUGGCUGGGAUCUCAACAUCUUGCUCUGAUCGAUACAAGUGAAAUUCUUCAUCUUUUAGAUGUUCGAUCUCAAAAAGAACUAGAAGUACUGGAAUUGGGAAAUGCUGAGUUAGUAUAUAAUUCUGCACAUUUUAAAGCUCUUGCUCUAGGAGGGGGGGUCAGUGAGGCAUUCUCACUUGCUGGAGAAAGAGCAUGCUAUAAUAGUGUUUCAACUAGAGGUGAUCAAUUACUUGUUCUUGGAACAAAGGGUGUUCAUGUGGUCAAAUUGAGAAGUUGGCCUGAAAGAAUUAUGUACCUCAGUGAUAAAGGCAGAUGGGCUGAAGCUCUGAAUUUGGCUGCAGAGGAUGGGACUAACAAAGAAAGAUUCGCAAAUUAUCUUUUACUGAAAUAUUUUGAGAGUUUGAAUCAGAAUAUUGUGGAUAAGGAAAGUUUGGUGGCCGCUGUAAAAUGUUGUGUCAAAUUGAAUAAGAUCGAUUUUUUGUGUAAUGAACUAUGGGAAGCCGUCUCAAAUGAUUAUUGCAACCAAGACUGGUACUAUUUUCUGAUAACAGAUCAUAUUGUUAAUGGAAAACUCACUUCUCUAACGCCUUAUAUCGCUCAGUGUCUGGUAUCCCAUUUGGAAAAAAAAGAUGUGCAAACUUUGGAAAAUGUACUAUUAAUGCUGGAAAUUACCUGCUUGGACCUUCAUCAGGUCCUUACCAUAUGUAAAAAAUAUAAAUUAUACAAUGCCUGGAUCCACAUAACGACAAAAACACUCGGUGACUAUACAAGUCCAUUGACGGAGUUUUUAUCUGAACUAACUUCAGCUAAUCUAAGGUUGGGAAAUACCAUGUUAGUGUAUGUCUCCUCUUGUUUGGCCGGCUUAGGUUAUCCUAGUGGCAAUAUUCCGAAAGAAGAUAUAACAAGGGUCAAGUUUGAUGUAUUGCGAUGUUUGGAAACCCUACAUUCUAUCAAUGGUACAGAGAAUGAGAAAACAUACCCCUAUUUGAGGAGCCUCUUGAAAUUCAACAUGAGAGAAUGUCUUAAUGUCAUCGAGUUGGCGUUCACUGAAGUUGAAUUUUCUGGAGAAAUGGGUUUGUUGCAUAGACAAAGAUUAGUCAACAUUUUGAUGCAAAUUGUGGCACCACCUGAGUUCACAGAAACCGAAGAAAUAAAUUUAGCUUGUUUCGUUUGUCGUCUAGUCAUCACCAAUAAGUUAAAUUUAGAAGAUAGUGUUUUAGAAAAAAUAUUCGAAAUUCUUGUGAAAGAAACAUCUGAAUCAAUCAAACUUAGAGAUCACAUGGAGAGAGAACAAGCCUGGUUAGAUUUAAUGUCCAGUAAUAGACUGAAACAUACAUCUCCUGAUGAGUUAUUGAAAAGUUCUCUGAAAUCUAAGUGCUUUCGAGUUGCAGAAUAUUUAUAUGAAUUGAAGAAUGAUUAUUCCGAUAUCCUCGGAUGUUAUUUGAACGAUAGAGUCAGGAAAAAUGAAGUGUUCAAUUAUAUUCAGAAAUAUAUAGAUGAUAAAGAAAGAUGCAUUCGAGAGCAGUUUUUGGUGCAUUUCAGACAUUUAGUGGAAAUAGACUGUAAACAGACUACUGAAAUAGUUAUAGAUAAUUUUCCUGAUCUGAUUGAACAAUUUUGCGAAAUGCUGGAAGGAGAGAAUGACCUGAGGUAUUAUUUUCUGAAAGAACUGAUUAAUUGUGAUAUAAAAUUACCUUCCAAAAUUGCUGAAAUUUACCUGGAUCUGCUGUCUGUGAAAGACAAAGACAAGGUUAGAGCCUUCCUGGAAUUGGGACUCUGUAGAAUGGAAGAAGCAUUAGAGAUAACCAGAAAACACAACGUCCAUGCAGCCACAGCGUUACUUCUAGAACAAGGUGGCGAAUGGCUUGAGGCCUUAGAAUUGCUCCUCGAGCAUAAUCUGGUAGAUUUUGCCCUCAGUUUAUGUGUUCGUGGAGCUGAACACUUAGAUUCAGAGGGAGCACAAAAACUGUGGAUGGUCCUACUGCAGCACGAAAAAAGUAGUGAAAACAUGUCACUACGUCAGUUACUUCAUGCUACUGCACCUCAUAUUCCUCCGGCACAGCUGCUGGAGUUGGUUUCCAACAUGAAAUUUGGAGAUAUUAGAACUUCCCUUCAAGGUAUACUUUCUGAUUACAGACAUGAUAUCCAGAUGCAUACCACAACUUUGAAGUUAAUGAGCAGGGAUUUACACAAGAAUUUGGCUCAUACCAUAGGAAAGAGCGGGAGAGGAGUGUUUUUCAUGAACACCUGUAACAUUUGUCAUAAUUCUUUGAGUUCUCUUGGAAAUGGCGAGUCAAGUGCAGUAUCAGUUUACGGAUGUGGACAUUCUUUUCACCAAAACUGUGUAGUGGGUUCGGAAUCGAUGGAAUCAACAUGCCCUCUAUGUAAAACCAAAUGUACACUUUUACCCAAAUGUCAAAAUAGAAAUAGGCAUACAAUAGUUGCUAAUACAAGAGUGAGGCCAGACUUGGAAGGCCACUUUUGAAUUUCUAGUCCCGAGAUUUUUACGAGUUUUUAAUAUAUUUAAAUUAUUAUGUUGAAGUGGUGGAAUGCACUUGUGCUUGAAAGUCGUUGAUUCGAAAUCGAUCAACAGGAAAUAUUUUUCAAAGUGAAAACAUAAAAA